AUUCCGAAUUCCGUUCCUCCGAAAGAUAACUCAGCACGUUGCUCGCAGCCUGAACGGCUCUCUGUCCUGCUUGUGAAUUGUCGCAGCAUAAGGAACAAAGUCGAUAACUUCAUGUCUUUAGUAGCCACUGUUAAACCUCAGAUUGUGAUGGGCACCGAAUCAUGGUUAAACAAGGAUAUACCUGAUGUAGAAAUCUUUCCGCCUGGUUUUACUGUCUAUCGGAAAGAUAGGCAUGGACAAGGCGGGGGAGUAUUCCUUUUGAUAUCAAAUGCAUUGUCAAGUACACAAAUUUUAUUUGAAAACGAUUCUGAGUCUGUCUGGUGCCUUGUGAAAUUGCCUAACGGAAACAAUGUAGUCUACGGGACAUUCUACCGUCCACCCGGCAGCAGCGGCUCAUUCGGAUUGCUGUCUGAGAUGCUCUCUCUCCUGCCUAAUAGCGUACUUCUAGGGGGGGAUUUCAAUUUGCCUGACUUCAACUGGAAUGCUGGAUGUGUGGCUGGCAAUAGGUCCCGUAUUUACACAGAGUUCGAAGAACUGCUCGGAUUAAAUGGGUUGCAGCAGUACGUACUGGAACCUACGCGAGAAAAUGCAAUUCUAGACUUAGUACUUUGCAAUGAGCCGAACAUAAUAUCAAAAGUUACUGUUUGCCCAGGUAUUAGUGACCACAGGGCAGUUGUCAUAGAGCUUAACAUACAGCGAGUACGGAUGGCGCAAAUUCCGCAAAGUGUACAGCUACAACAGAGGAGACUAUGCUGCUAUCAGGACCGAACUUGAAAAUUUCUUUCC
This is a messenger RNA of Dermacentor andersoni, 786 nucleotides long. RefSeq lists its product as uncharacterized. NCBI's taxonomy places the organism in Eukaryota, Metazoa, Arthropoda, Arachnida, Ixodida, Ixodidae. Gene Ontology annotation, molecular function: catalytic activity. The record is from RefSeq and is a predicted model, not a curated record. Gene Ontology annotation, cellular component: extracellular matrix. Gene Ontology annotation, biological process: cell adhesion involved in heart morphogenesis; larval heart development.